UUGGGUCGCCAACGUUCAAGAGGCCCGAUGUCCACGCCAACGGUAACCGUUAGCGGGCCGGUAGCAUCCCCAAGGUGCACACCGCGUUGCAACUUGGGGUUGGGCUUCAGCCGUGGCGGGAAACCGGCCAACGGUCCGCAAAUGCGAAUACUUGAGGCGGCACAGCGCGUCCACAAGACGACGACUUCCGUUUGUCGCCAAGCGCGUGUCGCCGUGUGCAGGACGUCGCACUUACGUUGUCGGCCGUGUUCUCUUCCGUCUAGUGCCGUUGCCGUCGUCCGUCGCAUGGCUGACAUCUUUCGCAAGCUCCCGCUGCUGCUUCUCGCCGUCUUCCUACUGGUCGUCGUCGUAGUGUUGCACGUAUGUUUCGUCGGGAACGCGCCGCGGCGUCGACGCAGACGAACUUCGCCGAUGAAGGCGGUCAGGACGGAUAGUGAACAGGGAUCCCCCAGGGGAGGAGGGGAGCAGGUUGUGAGCAGGCGUGCCGUUGGGAGUUCUUCUCCAGCUUGCAGGUUGUCGUUGGGGGUCGGUAAUUCAUCACUGCCGCCGCAUUUGCAACCCCUCCCUGACUCAUCUGAUGAGCAGGAGAGGGAGGGACGGGCACACACUGUUCCAUUGGGUAGUGGUUCUACGCAGGAAUGGUCUUGGACGGAGCUGUGCGGCGGCAGUGGCGGCGUGCACGGCCAGUUCUUCACUGAACUGCUGGCGCCUGGUCUCGACGGGGAAGAAGGGCAUGGCGGAUCGAACCUGUCUUCCGGUCAGUCGAGAGGGAGGUGUGGAAGCCAGUCGCGCACAGUGAUAGUCAAUCCCCAUGUCGGCGACGACGGCGGGCAGUUAACCGCUGUGGACCAAUCAUCAAAAUCCGCAGGCGCGCAGAAGUGGCAGGGACGAGCGAGCACGCAAGGUCGUCCGUCGUUUAUGCAGUCCCCGGCUCCGGUGUCUGCUGCGUCCAACCUGGGACGUCGACGUGGCAUUGUCGAGGAGGGGGGGGGGUACUUGGACGACGUCGUUGACGAUCACGACGGGAGGUUAGUGUGGGCGGAGGAGCGACGGAAGAUCAGGGAGGGGCGAGCGGAGGGGUGGAGCGGCUGAGGAUGGACAGGCAGGCGGAAGAAGUUGAGGAGCCACAUGCGGGGCUUCCGUCCGAAG
Molecule: messenger RNA, 1149 nt
Organism: Chara braunii
Lineage: Eukaryota; Viridiplantae; Streptophyta; Charophyceae; Charales; Characeae
Source: the annotation of a GenBank genome assembly